AUGAAGGUUGUUCCAGAGAAAAAUGCUGUCCGCAUACUCUGGGGACGAGAGCGGGGCACUCGGACCUUCGGAGCUCAGCGGCUUCUGCAGGAGCUUGUGGAAGAUAAAACCCGGUGGAUGAAAUGGGAGGGCAAGAGAGUAGAACUGCCUGAUAGUCCACGCUCUACCUUCUUACUGGCCUUCAGCCCAGACAGGACUCUCUUGGCCUCCACCCAUGUGAACCAUAAUAUCUAUAUUACGGAGGUGAAGACGGGCAAGUGUGUUCAUUCUCUGAUUGGACACCGUCGCACUCCAUGGUGUGUCACUUUCCAUCCCACCAUCUCAGGCCUUAUUGCUUCUGGCUGCCUGGAUGGGGAGGUUAGGAUUUGGGAUUUACACGGUGGCAGUGAAAGCUGGUUCACAGAUAGCAACAAUGCCAUUGCCUCUCUGGCUUUCCACCCUACGGCUCAGCUCCUUCUGAUUGCCACUGCGAAUGAGAUCCACUUCUGGGAUUGGAGCCGAAGGGAGCCCUUUGCUGUGGUGAAGACAGCUAGCGAGAUGGAACGAGUCCGUCUGGUGAGAUUUGAUCCUCUUGGACACUACUUACUUACAGCAAUUGUUAACCCCUCCAAUCAGCAGGGUGAUGAUGAACCAGAGAUCCCCAUAGAUGGAACAGAAUUAUCUCACUACCGACAGCGAGCCCUCCUGCAAUCACAGCCAGUUCGUCGGACGCCUCUCCUCCACAAUUUCCUGCACAUGCUGUCCUCUCGCUCCUCUGGCAUCCAGACCGAGCCCUUCCAUCCCCCGGAGCAGGCCUCAUCAACGCAGCAAGACCAGGGCCUCCUGAACCGGCCAUCUGCCUUCAGUACAGUCCAGAGCAGCACUGCCGGCAACACGCUCCGCAACCUCAGCCUGGGUCCCACCCGUCGCUCCUUGGGAGGCCCUUUGUCUAGCCACGCUUCUAGGUAUCACCGAGAAAUCGCUUCCGGACUGACAGGAUCUGAAUGGACCCGGACAGUGCUCAAUCUGAACUCCCGCUCUGAGGCGGAAUCCAUGCCCCCGCCCAGGACCAGUGCCUCUUCGGUGACUUUGCUGUCUGUGCUGAGGCAGCAGGAAGGUGGCUCUCAAGCAUCUGUGUACACUUCAGCCACAGAAGGGAGGGGUUUUCCAGCUUCAGGGUUGGCAACUGAGUCGGAUGGAGGGAAUGGCUCCAGCCAAAACAACUCAGGCAGCAUUCGCCAUGAUCUUCCAUGUGACCUGAGACGCUUCUUUUUGGAGUAUGACCGGCUUCAGGAGCUGGACCAGAGCCUGAAUGGGGAACCCCCCCAGACCCAACAGGCCCAGGAAAUGCUCAAUAAUAACAUUGAAUCUGAGAGGCCAGGCCCCUCCCACCAGCCCACCCCACACAGCAGUGAGAAUAACUCCAACCUGUCCCGUGGUCAUCUGAAUCACUGUCGUGCUUGCCACAAUCUGCUAACCUUUAACAACGAUACCCUGCGUUGGGAAAGAACCACACCUAACUACUCCUCGGGCGAGACCAGCUCCUCCUGGCAGGUCUCCAGUACUUUUGAGGGCAUGCCAUCGAGUGGCAGCCAAUUACCACCUCUUGAGCGGACUGAGGGCCAUACGCCCAGCUCCAGCAGGCUGGAGUUGAGCAGCUCUGCUAGUCCGCAGGAGGAGAGAACUGUGGGGGUGGCCUUCAAUCAGGAGACAGGCCACUGGGAAAGAAUUUACACUCAGUCCAGCAGAACUGGAACUGUAUCACAGGAGGCCUUACAUCAGGAUAUGCCUGAGGAAAGCUCUGAGGAAGAUUCACUCAGGAGGAGGCUGCUGGAGUCUUCCCUCAUUUCAUUAUCCCGUUAUGAUGGAGCAGGAUCCAGAGAGCACCCAAUUUACCCAGACCCAGCGAGAUUAUCUCCUGCUGCAUACUACGCUCAGAGGAUGAUCCAGUAUCUUUCACGGAGAGACAGUAUUCGCCAGCGCUCCAUGCGCUACCAACAGAACCGGCUUCGCUCUUCCACCUCCUCCUCCUCUUCAGACAACCAGGGUCCAUCAGUAGAGGGAACCGACUUGGAAUUUGAGGACUUUGAGGACAAUGGUGACAGAUCCAGGCACCGAGCUCCACGCAACGCCCGGAUGUCUGCACCUUCACUGGGACGCUUUGUACCAAGGCGUUUCUUGCUGCCUGAGUACUUGCCUUAUGCUGGAAUUUUUCAUGAACGUGGACAGCCUGGCUUGGCUACUCACUCUUCUGUUAACAGGGUCCUGGCAGGGGCAGUGAUUGGUGAUGGACAGUCUGCUGUGGCCAGUAAUAUUGCCAAUACUACCUACCGGCUCCAGUGGUGGGACUUCACUAAAUUUGACCUCCCAGAAAUCAGUAAUGCCUCCGUGAAUGUGCUGGUACAGAACUGCAAGAUCUACAAUGAUGCCAGCUGUGACAUUUCUGCAGAUGGUCAACUCCUGGCAGCUUUCAUCCCUAGCAGCCAAAGGGGCUUUCCCGAUGAAGGCAUCCUGGCAGUGUACUCCUUGGCCCCCCACAACUUGGGUGAAAUGCUCUACACCAAGCGAUUUGGUCCCAAUGCCAUUUCUGUGAGCCUGUCCCCAAUGGGCCGGUACGUAAUGGUGGGCUUGGCCUCACGAAGGAUCCUGCUGCACCCCUCCACAGAGCACAUGGUGGCCCAGGUCUUCAGGCUGCAACAGGCCCAUGGUGGAGAGACCUCCAUGCGGAGAGUUUUCAACGUCCUUUAUCCCAUGCCUGCUGACCAGCGGAGACAUGUCAGCAUCAACUCUGCCCGCUGGCUGCCUGAGCCUGGGCUCGGCCUGGCCUAUGGUACCAACAAGGGAGACCUGGUGAUCUGCCGACCAGAGGCCUCUAACUCUGGCAUUGAGUACUACUGGGACCAGCUGAACGAGACUGUCUUCACGGUCCACUCCAGCAGCCGGAGCAGUGAAAGGCCCGGAACCAGCAGAGCCACAUGGAGGACAGACAGAGACAUGGGUCUAAUGAACGCAAUUGGGUUGCAGCCCCGGAACCCCACCACCUCAGUGACGUCUCAGGGCACCCAGACUCUGGCCCUUCAGCUGCAAAAUGCAGAAACACAAACGGAGAGGGAGAUACAGGAGCCAGGGACAGCAGCCUCCGGUCCUGGAGAAGGUGAGGGCUCCGAGUACGCAGGUGGGGAAGACGCCCUCAGCAGGAUCCAGCGGCUGAUGGCCGAGGGGGGCAUGACCGCCGUGGUGCAGCGGGAGCAGAGCACCACCAUGGCCUCCAUGGGCGGCUUUGGCAACAACAUCAUCGUCAGCCACCGCAUUCACCGCAGCUCCCAGACAGGGACUGAGCCCGGGGCCGCCCGCACCUCCUCGCCCCAGCCCUCCACCUCUCGGGGACUGCUCCCGGAACCUGGGCAGCUGGCAGAGCGAGGCCUAAGCCCCCGGACAGCCUCCUGGGACCAGCCCAGUACCCCCGGGCAGGAGCCCCCCCAGCCAUCUCUGCCCUUUUCCUCCCCCGCCCCUACUCCCGUCCCCCUUCCCAGCACUGAGGGACCAACCCCGCACUGCGACCUGACCAGUAGCAGCCACCUUCCUGACGGUGGUGGUAGCAGCAGGGGGGAAGCCGCAGGCCCCAGUGGGGAGCCACGGAACAGGUAG
Molecule: messenger RNA, 3627 nt
Organism: Pipistrellus nathusii (Nathusius's pipistrelle)
Lineage: Eukaryota; Metazoa; Chordata; Mammalia; Chiroptera; Vespertilionidae
Source: the annotation of a GenBank genome assembly